UUGAGAUAUUUUUCGUGUAGAACCUUGAUGUAAAACUUAUUUUAGUGCGAAGCAGAUAAAAUUCGAGAUUCUUUUCGCUUCUGCAGAAAAACUUAUUUUAGUUUCGACAUGCGGAUAUAUGGCAAGGUGGCCACGAUGGCUCACUGCCUCCUGCACCACCAGAUCUGAUGCCGGUGCCGCUGUGUGGUCCAGCUUUGUCUGGAUCCAGCCUCUCCUGCCAUAGAUUUGCCCAUCGAUGUGUCUCCUAUUCCAGAAACCGGGAACGUGGAACAUGGCCACGUUCCUCGUUCCGGGAACGUGGGAACAAUCCCGUUCCUGUAGUAUUAAAACCUAGUUUUAGUAGCUUACAGCGUACCAUAUUCCCGUUCCUCGAUCCCAUCGAUCCGGGAACCUGGUUACUUCCACCGUGACAUUUGGUGUGGCUAUCUGACGGGUAGAUGCGACGUAUGUGGCCGAGACACCGGCCCUUUUCCCCCAUCGUGCAUAGUAGCGCAGGUCUGAGUAGAUUUGCUCUGCUCUCCAGCACAGCAGCAAGGCAAGACCGCAGGAUGUGUGUUGUCUUCUCCGUGUAAGCGAGGUGUACUGGUAGUCUGGUAUGUCAACACGUACCUAGCCAAUUAAUAUUUGCUUUUGCCCUGAUGGUUGUUGAUAGGUAGGAUCACUUUUUAGAGAACUGCUCCAAGAGAAAUUGGGAUAUGUUUGGGUUCAAUUAGGUCAUUUCUCCAGUAGCCUUCUUGAAUAGAUUUAUUCAGUAGCUUUCUUGAGAAGAGCCUUCAAGUUCAGGAUCUACAUUAUAGCUUGCUAAUUUCAGAGAUGUGAGUCCAAGCUUAGAUUAUAUCACAGGCAGUUUCAAAAUGGAGAUUUUCAAUGCUAGAUAGCACAUGUACUCUAAAUUGUGACUUCUUCCUUAGCUAGACAGGGCAUUGUACAUUGAUAUUCGACAUAGUUUGCUAUAAACUACUACGCACACGGAGUAUGUAAUUCUCGCUGAGCUAACAAUUCACUUCCAUACUUCUGGUUUUGUAUUCUGGCCAAUAGGUCCUCUGAAGUUCUGUAUUUUGCUGAAAAAUGGAAGGACUACAAUAUUGUAUAUUUUGUUCUUUUAUUAGAAAAUUAUAUUUGUUUCCUUACUUGCCCUUAUGAAGAAAAACAAACAAAUAAAACAUUCAUGUUCCCAAUGUGCUUGGAUCUUGAUUUGCAAUGUGAAGAGUUAACCCAGGAAGAGUUUGGCUUGCGAUACAAUUUUGAGGUGAUGGAUGCUGUUGAAAAGCUGGAGAGGCUUGUAAUCAUUACAAGAGUAAGUUCUCACAUAUUUUCUCUUAUUAGUUAUUACCACUUUGUGAAAGCAUAGGGAUGGUUUCUUACAAACACAGUGCCACAGAAUCAAGUUUUCGCAGAGACAACAAGCAUCAAGCAGCCACCAUCGCAGAGACAACAAGCAGCAGCUGCCUGACCUUUGCCAUCUCUGUGCACCACAUGCAACAGCCAAUAAUGUUUGUCACUACUAGCGAUGGCAGCGGGUCCGGUAUGGUUGCGGGUAGAGAAUAUACCCACCUGCGACACAUUAGCUAAUAAAAUUCUAUACCCGUACCCAUACCCACGGGUAAAAAUUUUUACCCACACGCCAUAACCGCACCUAUAGGGUAAAUACGCGCAGGUACACGACAGCUAUGGGUAUUUUAUUUUAUACGGAGUACCAUGUAAAAUCUUGUACCCUCAUCUGUUAUGACCGGUAUACAGCCGUUUGUUAGUUUGCUUAGGUUGUUAGAUCGGAUAGAGUUUGUUAGGAUCAGGUUGUUAGUCUUGGAUAGAGUUUGAGGCUGCUAUCUCAGCCAUAUAUAUAGCCCCUUUUGGCUAAGGAAUAAACCACCGUGCUUCCCCCAUCCCGUCUACUGAUCAUCGCGCCACUGUUCAUCCACGGUACUGUUCACGCGUGAACAGUACCGCCCCUCCCUGCCAGCAGUCCUAAUCCUGUGACGACGGCGCCCUGGUCAUAGACCCCAAACCUACCACUCGUACUAUCUCUGUAACCCUAGUUCCAACAAUCUGGUACCAGAGAUGCCAGGUUCCAACGACAUGCCGCCGAGAUCAGCACCACCCACCACCUCCAUCGUUGCCAAAACUAUUGAUGUGAGGGCUGCUGCUACCGGCCCAAUUUCAAAGGCGAACUUCAUGGCAUUCCAGCAGCUAAUGGUAAAGUUGUUCACCGCCCACACAGCCGCCAUCAACGGCAUGUCCAGCAGGACACCGCCGCCGCCUCCAGCUUCUACCACCACCAGUGCUGCUGCUUUCCCCUAUGGCAUGCCAGGCUAUGGUGGCAUACCCCCCCUUCCCACUACCGUCGCACCAAAACCACCACCAACAUCAUUCCCUUCGUGCCACAGCACCCCUUCCAUCGCCGAUCUCUGCCUUGGUGCCACCGGCAUCAACCAUGCCCGUAUCCAUCCACCAAAUCGCCUUCCCACACUCCCCAUCCCCGAUCCCCAGCUUCCCCGAGUAUGCUCUUCCUGCACACCAUCACCUUGUUGUGGGCGCCAUCACCACCACCCCCACUUCCAUAAAUUAUCCUUCCCCACAUUCAAUGGGAAAGAUGAUCCCGUGGGCUGGUUGAGCUGGUUGAACCGCUGCGAGCAUUUUUUUCCAUGGCCAGCGCACUCUUGAGACAGGCAAGGUCUGGCUCGCCUCGUUCCAUCUCACCGGGACUGCACAACAUUGGUACUACAUGCUGGAGCGUGACGAGGGCUCCAUCCCAUGGCAGCGCUUCAAGGACCUCUACCAGCAGCGCUUUGGUCCCCUUUUGCGCAACAACUUCUUGGGUGAGACUGUGCGUCUCCAAUUCUGUUCCACGGUCGAAGACUAUUAGGAUUGUUUCUUGGUCCUCAUCUGACACGCCGACCCGCCACCAACGCCGUACCAGCAGGCACACCUCUUCACCACCGUCUUACUAGGCCGCCUCCACAUCGAUGUCGAGUUGUGCGGGCUAGACCUGUAGCAGGCCUUGGCCCUCGCCCGGUCGUACCAACGCCGCCAGCAAGGCUCGGACCACGCGCCUCCGUCCUCUGUGCGUCUACCGGCUACGCCAUCCCCUAUGCUGGCAAUGCCGGUCGGGCCAGUGGCGGUUGUCCUCGCCCAGGCAGCACCGACGUUCAAGCGCCUCACCCCAACAGAGAUGACGGAGCGACGACACCAGGGUCUAUGCUACAACUACGACGAGCCGUCAACGGCAACGCCUCUUCUACCUUGAGGUGACUGCCGACGACGACGGGGUGGCUGUUGAGGAAGAUCCCCCACUGUAAACGGAGCAUCUCAGGCUGAAGCUACAUGGGAACCGGUGCAGAUGUUCAAGACCUCUUAUCCUGCCUUCCAUACCGUCGUUUGUUAGUUUGCUUAGGUUCAUAGGUUGUUAGAUCGGAUAGACUUUAUUAGGAUUAGAUUGUUAGUCUUGGAUAAAGUUUGAGGCUGUUAUCUCAGCCAUAUAUAUAGCCCCUUUUGGCUAAGGAAUAAAACCAAGCAGGCAAGUAUUCUUGUCUGUGCUUCCCCUACCCCGUCUGUUGUUCAUCGCGUCUACUGUUCAUCCAUGGGUACUGUUCACCCCUCCCUGCCAGCAGCCCUAAUCCUGGGACAACAACACCCAAGCGCCGGGGUCCUCCUGGUCAUAGACCCCAAACCUACCACUCGUACUAUCUUUGUAACCGCAGUUCCAACAUCACCAUACCCACGGGUGAAAUUUUGUGCCCACACGCGUACCCGCGGGUAGAACUUUUCAGCCAUACCCACACCCAUCGGGUACCAUACCCACGGGUAGGAUUGCCAUCGCUAGUUACCUUGACGAAGCGAAGCGGCUGAGGGUGAAGGCGGGGCACAUUCACAGCAGCUGCUGCACGGUGGCUGCCGGCAUAGCAUAGGUAGCCAGUGGUGGUGAGGACAGGGCCGCUCCGCUAUCUGGUGGACCAUUUGCUUCAUAAUGACAACACGUCUGUGCCAAAAUGGUGUGGUGAGGUAAUUUCCAAAGUUUUAUGUGCUUGACACAAACUGUGGUAGUUUCUGAUGCAUCUCUCAAACCAGUUGAACAUUAUAGUUUCUGUUAUUAUGUUGUGUGAAAAUAUAUAUCGUAUCGCGGACAUAAUAUACUUUUUCUCAGUUGACAAGGAGAACCCAACUACUGGUGCCAUUUUCCCAAACAGAAAUGGCACAAUAAAUCAUCAAAUGAGCCUGAACGUUGCCCUCAAGUCCAUGAUUGCAGAGUACAGACCCGGAACAUGAGACGAUGCCUCUCACUGCUGCUCGUGGGUCAGUGGACUGCAUAACUAAGACCAAAAGGCUGUCGUGGUCCCCCCUGAAUUUCGCUUCAGGGCGGCACUUCAGCUGUGUGGACGGUGAGUAUGCUCACAGACACCACCGUGUCAGCUAGGGAUGGGGGGCAUCUUGUGGGUUGGCACAUCCAAAGCACUGUGAUUGCAAGGGAAGGAAAGACAGUUAUUCUUUGUGCUUAUUUUAGAUCUUUCACUAUUUGUGUUGCAAUGAUCCCAAGAUAAUGUGACACCUUUUCAGAACUUGACUAUUUUUUUGCUUUAACUGUGAUUUAUCAUUUUUAUCUCAUUAAUGAGCACGAGGAUAAGAUAACAAUUGGAAAAAAAACACUAUAAUUAUGCUCUCCUAUUCUCUUAAUUACGAAUUGAGCCGCUUUGGCAUAUGCAGUGAUAAUAAUCAUUCUCUACAUAACAAAGGUAAUUUGUUGACUUCACAAUUCCUAACGUUUAUAUUUUUCUCCACAGGACAAAGUUCUAUAAGAUUGGAAAACAACAUUAUUAACCUUUAUAGUUGAAUAUGUAAGUGCCUCCUUUCUUAUUUCCUAUAAAGAAGUAUUGCAUGUUUCUGCACAAUGCUGAAUUUGUCAUAUGUAGGGUUGGCAAGUUAUUAAACCAGUACACAAGUGGAAAAAAUCUAAAAGCAUUCGAGCACACCCCAGUGCUAGACAAAUGUGAUAGCACGAAAUAUUGCAUGUUUUGGGCUAAAUAGCAGGAGUACAUAUAUAUAGGCCUCUACCAGUUCGUGCUCCACCUGAUUUAUGGAAACAAUGAUCAGGGAGACAAUUUGGGAGAUCAGGCGAUAAAAGGAAACAAUCACGCAGAAAAUAAUCAACUGCCGGCACCUAAUCGGGGACAGCUAAGCAGGGAGGAAUCAAUCGUGAGCACCUAGUCAAGGAAAGUUGGAUUGCACAGACACAACCUAUCUGUCUUGGAAGCUCUUGUUUCUGAUCAAGAGGUGUGGGAAACCAUCAAAGAAUUACCACCAGAUAAGGCCCCUGGGCCGGAUGGUUUCACAGGUCUUUUCUGUAAAGCUUGCUGGCCUGUUAUUAAGACUGAUGUUAUGGCUGCGGUUUCAGCGAUACGGGGCAGAAAAUUCAGUAAUUUUGGCCGUCUUAACACAGCCUACAUUGCCAUGAUCCCAAAAAAGGAUGGGGCAAAUGAAGUAAAGGAUUUUCGACCAAUUAGUCUUGUGCAUAGCUUUGCUAAAAUGAUUACCAAAGUCCUAGCCAAUAGGUUGGCUAAAGUCCUAAAUGGGUUGGUGUCACCAAAUCAGAGCGCUUUUGUUCAAGGAAGAUUCAUACAUGAUAAUUUCAUGUUGGUGCAGCAAACUUCAAGGCUUCUACACCAACAAAAUAAAGCUCGAAUCCUUCUCAAAUUAGACAUCACCAAAGCCUUUGAUUCGGUCUCCUGGCCUUUUCUAAUUGAGGUAAUGACACAGCUGGGUUUCGGGCAAAUCUGGAAGGAUAUAGUUUGUGGGCAAGUACUGCUUAAUGGUUUCCCGGGGGAGCCUAUUAAGCAUCGAAGAGGGCUACGUCAGGGAGACCCCCUCUCGCUGAUGCUUUCAUUUUGGUUAUGGACGUACUUGGUGCUCUGUUCACUAAGGCUGAGGAGGCGGGUUUAUUACAGCAGCUAUCAGUGAGAAAAAAAUGUCACCGGGUCUCUAUGUAUGCUGACGAUGUGGCUCUUUUCCUUCACCCAACUGCAGCUGAUAUUUAUGUCACCCUGGAUAUCCUACAACUCUUUGGAGAUGCUUCCGGCCUCCAUAAUAAUGUGAACAAAUCUAAUGUCUAUCCUAUCCAGGGUUCAGAGGACUCUUUGCUGGCAGUUCAGAACACUCUGCCAUGUGAGAUUUCAGACUUUCCAUGCCGUUACCUAGGGGUCCCUUUAUCUCUACACAAGUUGACUAGACAGCAAUACCAGCCCCUAAUUGAUAGGAUUGCAGAUCAACUCCCAAGUUGGAAGGCUGAAUUAAUGACAAGGGCAGGAAGGAAAGUUCAAGUGCAACAUGUUCUUACAUUACAAGCAUGAUUAUCUAUCCAGCAAUGGCAAUUAACCUUCCUAAAUGGGUUUUAGAUGCUAUUGACAAAAUAAGAAAAGGUUUCCUUUGGAGGGGUUGCAAAAGUGUUAGAGGUGGCCAUUGUCUGGUGGCAUGGGGUAAGGUUUGCCGUCCCCUGCAGCUGGGUGGCUUGGGAAUCUCUAGUCUUCCUGAGCUCUGCUGGACUCUCCGCAUGCGAUGGCUUUGGUUACAAAAAAACCGACUCCAAACGACCUUGGACAGAUCUCCCCAUCCAGGUACCAGGCAAGGCUCGUGUAUUUUUCUCUGCAGUUCUGAUAUCUAAAGUGGGAAAUGGAGCCAAUACCAAGUUCUGGAAAGAUAGAUGGCUGCAUGGAGAAAGACUUGCAGAUUUUGUUCCUAGACUUUUUUAUGCAAUCCCAAAACGGUUGGUCAAUACCAGGACUGUUCAGGAUGCCAUCUUGAGUCGGAAAUGGGUCUCUGAUAUUAAGGGAGCUCUCUCAGUUGGUGUACUCAUAGAUUAUCUUCAUCUCUGGGAUUUGCUUUCAGAUUUUGAGCUGCAGCUUGGCAUAGAUGAUAAACACCUUUUCAGCUUAGCCUCAGAUGGUAAAUAUUCAGCCAAAUCUGCUUACAAAGGCCUUUUCCUUGGCUCAAGCUCCUUUGCAUAUUAUAAGAUGGUGUGGAAAUCAUGGGCCCCGCCAAAAUGCCGGUUUUUCAUUUGGCUUGUUACUCAGAAAAGAUGCUGGACAGCGGAUAGACUUGCAAAAAGGGGCCUGGAUCACCCGGAGAAAUGUCUUCUAUGUGACCAAGACGCUGAAACUGUGGACCACCUCCUUGUGACAUGUGUAUUUGCAAGAGAAUUCUGGUAUCUUUUGCUGAGACAGUUUGGGUUGCACUCUGUCGCACCACAGAUGGCUGCUUCCUCCUUCCUAGGCUGGUGGGAAAAGGCAGCAGGAGCAGUAAGCGGGCUUAUCAAAAAGGGUCUUAACUCCCUUAUCAUUUUGGGUGCUUGGGCGAUUUGGAAUCACCGGAAUAAAUGUGUUUUUGAUGGUUGGAAUUCAAAUAUAACUCUAAUCCUUAGUUGGGCAAAAGAGGAGAUGCAUCGAUGGGAAAUAGCGGGAACAAAAGGCAUUUCUUACCUAGCAGCCCCCUUAGCUGAGUCCUAGGGACUUUCCUGGCAGUGUGUGAGUUUUUUUCUGUUUUCCUAUAUGGAUUCCUUCCUAUAUGUGUGUUUCUGGCCCCCGUAAGGGGUCUUUUGUAUCGGGCCUUCCUUUAAACCCUAGUUUCUUUUUCUUCUUAAUAUAAUAAGGCGUAGUUCUCCUGCGCGUUUUCGAGAAAAAAAAAAGGAAGCUCCUAACUCAACAACAUCAGCAUAGUCUUUUAGUCCCAAGCAAGUUGGGGUAGGCUAACUACUUAACUAGGGAAGAAAAUAAAUUGUCGAGGCCCACUAGGCUCGGGCCCUAGCCGAGGCCCGCUAGGCUCAGGUACUAGCUGAGGCCCACUAGGCCCAGGCCCUAGCCAACGGCACCCAGGACAGGGACGGCUGGACCAGGGGCGGUCGGGCCAGGGACAGCCACAAUUUUUGUAGUUAUGUGAAAUUGUCAAUCAUACAAAAAUAUCAUGUACAGAUACUAUCCGAGACAGGGAAAAACAUUAAUUAAACUAUUGUAGAGAUCAGAGAAGGUAAUGUAUGUAUUCUCAGUUUUUUGUUUUAUUUACAAUACAUAGUGGGGUUUUUUCCUAUGUGCAUCCGGUACAACUCAAUCUGAAGUAUAACAAAUAAAACAAGCUAAAAUCAUAGUCACAUAAAACGGGUUUGAAGGCAUCGACCCUCGACCUGGGUUCGUUGACCCCGACCUAGGUUCACAGGUUCAUUUUCGACCCCUAAGUGUAAACACCUCUCACAAGUAGUGUACCAAAUUCCAUGACCCUGUACCUCGACCCCGUCGACCUAGAAACUUUGUGGCUAUGGUUAAAACUCAACAAGCAUGACAUCAAGAGCUAUGCAGAGUUGGAUUUUGUCAUAACUUAUGUCGCCACAAGCCCACAAGGAUAUAGCAUAACUUAACUAGUAAUUACAUGAUACGCACAAUAAGAAUGAUAUGCAUAUCAAUGUAAAUACUUUUUCUUCCAAAGACAUCUGUGCAGCUAGGUGUCCAUGUGCCCACAAGUUCAUGAGCUAGUUCAUAAUGAAGCCAGACCAACUAAACAUAUGCAAAUUGAAGAUACCAUUACUCCCUCCUGCUCUAAUGAUGCCUUACAACCCGAACCCUCAUUUCCAAACCUUCUAAACAGUUACGUUUAAAAAAACUUAUAAACAGAAUUCAUAACGUUCACGAAAGGGCCACUAGAUAAGUUGGUUAGGUGGUCUAGGUUCAACUCCUCGUGGAAGUGAAUUUCAAGUUGUGGUUAAAAAAGUCUCCUCUAUUGUCCCACGCCAAAGUACAGGUCUAAGGCCCGGCCUCGGUCACGGUCGUUCUCACAUAGGCUACGGUGCCGCUGUGUAUGGGUGAGGCAGAGAUUCAGGGGUUUUCUUGACCUGCGUGAAAAGGUCUUCUUAAUAUAAUGUUGUGGGGCGGUCUUACCCCGUAGGUCGAGUUUUAAAAUUCAUAAUGUUCAAAACUAUCAAGAAUUUGAUAUCUUUAACACUAAAAUCAACUGUAGUUGCAUGAACAUAAUCUCUCCCCCCCCCCAAAAUGCACAGGUAUAAAUUUCAUACAAACAAACAAAUUACUAUCUGCAGUUAUUAAACGCAACAGGAAAA
Messenger RNA from Zea mays, 9088 nucleotides. Its product is annotated as period circadian protein homolog 1. The transcript has a single exon. The coding region runs from base 2059 to 2661 and encodes 200 amino acids. The record is from RefSeq and is a predicted model, not a curated record. NCBI's taxonomy places the organism in Eukaryota, Viridiplantae, Streptophyta, Magnoliopsida, Poales, Poaceae.